This is a messenger RNA of Candoia aspera, 12058 nucleotides long. RefSeq names its product Fraser extracellular matrix complex subunit 1 (gene FRAS1). Gene Ontology annotation, molecular function: protein binding. Bases 73 to 11244 code for a protein of 3723 amino acids. The record is from RefSeq and is a predicted model, not a curated record. Gene Ontology annotation, biological process: anatomical structure morphogenesis; cell communication. NCBI's taxonomy places the organism in Eukaryota, Metazoa, Chordata, Lepidosauria, Squamata, Candoiidae. The transcript is spliced from 66 exons. Gene Ontology annotation, cellular component: membrane.
AAGUGUUGUGAAGAGUGUGCAUUUUCCAAGGGCAGCUGUGUGCACAAUGGCACCAUCAAGUACCACAAUGAGAUGUGGAAUGAUACUGACUGUAAGUUCUGUAUCUGUGAUGGAGGACAAGUCGCUUGCUGGAAUGCUGAGUGUGCCAAAGUGGAUUGUGCCCCGAGUGAAGAAUUAUUUCAUUUAGAAGGCAAAUGUUGCCCUGAAUGCAUUUCAAGAGGUGGGCCCUGUAUUUACAAAGAAUAUACCAAAGAUGUAAUUAAACUGUUGAAAGGGAACUCUAAACAGAGCCAGCGUAGUGCGAAUGGUAAAAAGUGGAAGGAAGGCCUGUGCCGUGAAUGCGAAUGUCUGGACUCUAGAGUGAUCUGCUAUUCUCGGUCUUGCCCAACUUGUCCCCUGGGAAGUGUGGCUGUUGCUGUUCAAGAAGAGUGUUGCCCUCAGUGCAAGCCAGGUCAGUGCCAUUCUGAUUGCUUGACCUGCACCCAGGCUUUUGAUCGUUGUGAUGUCUGCCGAGAGUCCCCCAAGUUUCUACAGAACGGGCGCUGCGUUGACAGCUGUGGGCUUGGCUUCUAUCCGGAUGCCGGCCUUUGCUUAGCUUGUAAAGAGAUGUGCUCUACUUGUACUAGUGAAUUUGGAUGUACUUCGUGCCAAGGUUCGCUGCAUUUGAAGGAUGCCCAGUGUGUGACAUCAUGCGGGGAAGGGUUUUUCCCAGGACCUCUCCAGUGCACAGCUUGCCACGAAUCCUGUGCUACGUGCCGGGGUCCGACUGCAAACAACUGUUCCACUUGCACAGACCCAUCUCUCGUGGUCCUGGAAGGCGCCUGCGUGGCUAAUUGCGGGCAGCGGUCCUACGUUACGGAUGGAGUCUGCAGAGCUUGCCAUGAAGGUUGUGAAAUAUGUUACCCAGACCGGCUGAGAUGUUUGGCCUGUGCUUCAGGCCAAGUUCUGCUUGAUGGGAACUGCAUGUCAGAAUGUCCCCAUGGCUACUACGCAGAUAGUUCUCACAAAUGCAGAGUUUGCCACAGUUCCUGCACCAGCUGCACAGGGCCUUUGCCUACGCAGUGCACCUCCUGUUCCUUUCCCCAGGCCUUCUACCAGGGUCAGUGUCUUCUUGCUUGCGGAGAGGGUUUUUAUCAGCACCACAACAUCUGCCAAGGUUGCCAUUCAUCUUGCAGGGCUUGUAUUGGCCCAGAGCGUUCACACUGUACACAGUGCAUGAAUCCAGAGGAGAACCUGCAGCCAGAAGUGAGCCUUGAGGAGAGGUCUGUCGGAACCUGCCUACCUCGGUGCAGAAUCCAGUUCUACAGUAAUGAAGACAGGAUUUGCAAAGCGUGCCACUCCUCCUGCCUUUCUUGCACAGGGAGAUCCCCCAAGAACUGCACGGCUUGCACAUCUCCUCAAGUCCUUUAUGAAGGCCAGUGCAUUGCUGAGUGUCCAGAGGGAUGGUAUCAUCAGGAAACACAUUGCUAUGCCUGCCAUCCCUCUUGCAAGACAUGCAGUGGGGCUGCUGCUGAUGAAUGCACAACUUGUCAUCCCCAUGUCGCUUUCCUCAAUGGAAGAUGCAGAACUCCCUGCCAGAGACAGCAAUAUCUCAAUCUAGUAGGGUAUUGUGCGGAUUGUCAUCCCCUCUGUGAGUUGUGUGUGGCAGAUCUCCAAGACAGAGGAAGCAUCUGCCUAAGGUGCCAUGACAUCCAUCACCUGCUUCUGAAAGACCAUUGCGUGCCAGGCUGCCCUGUGGGAUUUUACCAGCACGAAGGAGCGUGUCAGAAAUGUCACCCUUCCUGUAAAACCUGUAGAGGAGAGGGCCCUUUCUCCUGCACUUCCUGUGCCUCCAGUCUCGUCCUUUCUCACACUGGCUCAUGCCUCUCAGCCUGUUUCCUUGGAUUCUAUCAGGAUGAGAACCUUCACUGCAAACGUUGCAGCAACCCAUGUCUAAGUUGUGAUUCAGGAUCCCACUGUACUUCCUGCAAAGACCCAUCCAAAGUCUUACUGUUUGGAGAGUGCCAGUAUGAUAAAUGUGCACCACAGUAUUUCCUUGAUUUGUCGACCAGGACGUGCAAAGAGUGCGACUGGAGUUGCAACGCUUGCAAUGGUCCCAACCGUACCGAUUGCUUGCAGUGCAUGGAGGGAUAUUUUCUCCAGCAAGGUGCCUGUGUUGAGCAUUGUCCACCGGCAUUUUACAGGGAAUCUGAAACAUGUCAAAGAUGCGAUGAUGACCACUGCCUCCAGUGUGACGGCCCUGGCAAAUGUGUGCGCUGCCAGGCUCCAUUCCUUCUCCUGGAAUCACAGUGUGUCUUGUCUUGUGGAAAGCAGUACUAUGGAGACCACGAAAGGCAGAUAUGCCUAGCUUGCCCCAAGGGAUGCUUGGAGUGUGAUAGUUCCAUCAGAUGCCAAGUUUGUAAUUCUACUACGUUUCUUCAGAAAGGCCUUUGUGUUUCUGACUGCGAGCAUAGCUUCUACAGGAACCCCCCGAGCCGGGAGUGCAAAUCUUCUGGGCCUGCUCCUGGACUUAAGGCAAAAAGCCUACUCUUGGUAGGAAUUGGUGGGAUGAAGCUACUAGAUGGUUCUGUGCUGGAGGUGGAAAACCUAGAGAGUUAUGGAGAAGCCCUCUUGUUCCAUGUGGCAGUCCCUCCAACCAAUGGUAGGCUGGUGGUCCUGGCUGAAGGGAAAGAAAGAGAACUUAGCCAGCAUGACCAUUUCACCUGGGAGGAGAUGAAGGAGCAGCGUGUUUUCUUUCUGCAUGACAAAAUGAAAUCCAGGAAUGGCCAGUUUUUCCUGACGCUCAGCUAUCAGCAGUCUAUAUCUGAGCCAGCAAUAUUCACUGUUCGAGCCCUAUCAAUACAGCCUCCUUAUGUCCUCAGGAAUGAAGUCCUCUUUGUUAGUAAAGGGAAUGCUGGAACCAUCACCAACCUCUUGCUUGAUAUCCAAGAUAGGGAUAAUCCCCAAGAUGUAACAGUGACCAUUUUAGAUCCUCCAAAACAUGGGCAAUUAGUCAAGCUUCCAGGAGAUGGCCCAUUGGCUCUGCAUGCCUUCAGCCUUGAUGAACUUUCCGGAGGAUUCAUGCAUUAUAUUCAUGACGGAUCUAACAGUUUGGAAGACACAGCGGUCCUGCAAGUGAGCGAUGGGUACCACUUUCAGAAUAUACUGUUUUGCAUCAAGAUAGAUCUAAAGGUAAGACCUCUGAACAGUGGGAUUGCCCGCCUGGUUAUCAGCUCCACGGUCUGGGUCCCAGAGGGAGGGAUGCUGCAAAUCACUAACAAAAUUCUGCAAGCUGAGAUGGUCGGGGCCAGUGAUUCUGCAAUCAUCUAUACAAUUAGGGACAAGCCACAAUAUGGUGAAGUGGUGUUUCUGGUUCCCAUGCCUGCAGAUGAUUCUGGGCUAGGAUGGCAGUCUUGGCCCAGUGGAAGUGUGCCCACCCCAACCACCACUUUCACGCAGCAGGACAUCAACGAAGGCAUCAUUUGGUAUAGGCACUCUGGAGCCGAGACAGAGAGCGACUCAUUCCGCUUCCAGGUCUCUGGUGCAGGUUCUCCACAGGCCCAUCUUGAGACCCACCUGUUCAACAUUGCCAUCUUACCACCUAGCCUGGAAUCACCUGUGGCCUCCCCCAGGUCUUCUUUUCACAUGACUGCACUAGAAGAUCGUGUGACACCUAUUCAACCACAUCACCUUUCCUUUGUCAACUCACAAACUCCAAGCGAGGAAAUUAUGUACAGUGUGACAGUACCUUUGCCUCCAAAUCAAGGCAUGGUGGAGCACAGGGACAAACCGUUCUCCCCAGUAGCCUCUUUUACCCAAACAGACAUCGACAAUGGCAAAAUUGUCUACCGCCCGCCUAGUGCUGGAUCACAUAUUAGAGAGUUGAUGGAAUUCUCCUUUGCUGGACUCCCAGAAUCAAUCAACUUUCGUUUUACAGUGUCGGAUGGAGAACAUAUAAGUCCUGAGAUGGUGCUUACCAUCCAUUUGCUUUCCACUGAUGUAGAGCCUCCAUUGUUCCAGAUUACUGCUCCAGUGCUUGAGGUCAGCCAAGGAGGCAGAGCUGCCAUUGGAAUAAAGCUGACGCUCAGCGAUGGGCACAUUGCUCCUGAAGAUCUCUUCUUUGAAGUGGUAGAACCUCCCCACCAUGGAGCUCUUCUCAAACACAGCCCUGGAUUCCCUGUUCACAUGACAACAGGUGAUACCUUCACAUAUGAGGAAAUCACCAGAAACGCCUUGCAUUAUCUCCAUGAUGGUUCAUCCUCAGAAGAAGACAGCAUGGAAAUUUCAGUAACUGAUGGCAGUACCAAAGACACCUUUUUGCUCAACGUGGAAGUAAGCCCAGUGGACAGUGAUGGGCCAAGGAUGGAUCCCAGCUGCUCGCUGAGUAUCACUGUGGCUGGUAAAAACUCCGUGAUCAUCACUCGAUCUCACUUUGCUUAUAUUGAUAACAAUUCCCCAGAUUCUGAGAUAAGAAUCCAGCUGAUUUCUCUUCCCAUGUAUGGCACUCUUAUGAAGAUCGCCUCUGGACAGCAGUCAGAUGAGUUUUCUGAGGUCUAUAAUUUCACAAUGGAAGACAUCAACGAUCAAAGAAUCAGAUAUUUCACCGAGCUUGAAACUGUGGUCAAUCAGCCAGUCACAGAUGUUUUCUACUUCUCUGUGUUUGAUGCUGACAACAACCAGCUUGAUAGUCAGAUGUUCACCAUUACUAUCACAGCGGCCCAAAGCGUACCUCCGGUUGUUACCUUUUCUGACCAAAUUACGGUGGAUGAAGGGGGACAAGUGCCACUCCAGCCUCACCACACCCUUGGCAUUGAUGCUCGCCUUGCUGAAGAAGGCCUGGUUGUAAAAAUCACAAGUCCUCCAAAAUAUGGGUACAUUGAAAACACCAGGACAGGCAGGCGCCUUGGUUUUGGAAACACAGCAAGCUCCGAUUUUUCCUUCUCACUUCAAGAUGUGGUGGAGAACCGUAUUUAUUACUUUCAGAGCGUCCACGAAAGUAUUGAACCAUCAACGGACACCUUUAGCUUUUAUGUCAGUGAUGGCUUCAGCCAAUCCGAAACCAGCAGUGUCAACAUCACUAUUAAGCGCCUGAAUGAUGAGCCACCUCAGAUGCAGCUGGAACCCAUCAGUGUGCACGAAAGCACAGGGAUAGUGAUUCGAAAUUCCUCCUUGAGGCUGAGGGACUUAGACACACCUGAUGAUCAUCUGAUUUUCUUGGUAACCAAGGCACCCAUUCAUGGAUAUCUGUACAAGAGAGAAUCUCAUCUGAAUUCUCUGGAGAACGGACAAGCUCUUUCUGAGGGAUCAACUUUCACCUACCAGGAUGUCCUGGAUGAACUGAUCAUUUACAGAUUGAACAAUUUGCUAGCCCAAACUGACGAGUUCCAGUUUUCACUCUCAGAUGGCCUCCACAUAGAGACAGGGAAAGUGGAAUUUGCUGUAGCCUCGCCAAGGUUGGAUCUCCCCAAAUUAGUCGUGAACAGAGGCCUGCGACUCUCUGCUGGGUCUGUGGCAGUCAUUACAAACCAGCAUUUAAGAGCCACAGAUGCUGACUCAGAUGACUUGUCCAUCCAAUACAUCAUGAAGAAGGACCCAACCUAUGGAGUGUUGCACCUGCAUAAAAGAGAUUCUUUGAUGCAGCUCUCAGUCCGGGGGCCAGCAAAAAGCUUCACACAGGCUGAUAUAAACAAAGGACAGGUGGAAUACAGCCAUGAGAAAGGAGAACCUGUUGGGACAUUUGUUUUUGUUUUUGAUGUGGCAGAUGGAGAGGGAAACAAAAUGGUAGACUUGGAAUUUUCAAUUAAUAUAACAGAGGAUCGACUGCCUCUGUCCAUCACUGUCAACGCUGGGCUAACCCUGGAUGAAAACUCUGUGAAAAAAAUCACCACCUUUGAGUUGUCAGCCGAGGAGCAGGGUGGUGAAUCCAGCAAUCUCCUAUACAGGAUUAUUAAACAGCCCCAGUUGGGACACUUGGAGCACACUGCAUUACCAGGCAGAAGGAUUAGCUCCUUCCAACAAGCAGACCUUAUCUCCCACAGCAUCUACUACAUCCAUACAAGUGAGGCUGAAGAACAUGCUGAUAUGUUCACUUUCACCGUUUCAGAUGGCUUACAGGAGGUGACCCAGAAUUUUGAAAUCACUAUUAACCCGAUUGAUGAUUCUUUGCCUGUUGUGCAGACUAUUGGCAUGACUGUGCAGGAAGGUGUGAGGAAAACCAUCACAGAAUUUGAGCUCAAAGCCACCGAUGCGGACACAGAGGCCAAGUCUGUUACCUUUAGCAUUGUGCAGCCCCCACGCCAUGGCCAGAUUGAGCACACCAAUGACGGGCAUCAUUACCGACAGACCCAUGCCUUCACCAUGGAGGAUAUAUUCCAGAACCGAAUCAGUUACAGUCAUGACGGAAGCAAUUUUUUAGAAGACCGUUUCACCUUUAUGGUGUCUGAUGGAACCAAUCUCUUUUUUGUGGUGGCAAAGGAUGGGAAAGAGAUUGUGACUGCUGUGCCCCAGCGGUUUACAGUAGAAGUUCUUCCUGUGGAUGAUGGGACUCCAAGGAUAGUCACUAACUUGGGUCUUCAGUGGCUGGAAUAUAUGAAUGGCAAGCCCAAAAAUCUCAUCACUAAAAAGGAGCUCUUGACUAUGGACCCUGAUACAGAAGACAGUCACCUGAUCUAUGAAAUAACAACAGGGCCCAAACAUGGUUAUGUGGAGAAGAAAUUGCAGCCAGGAAGGAUGGUGACUACCUUUACACAAGAGGAUGUGAAUUUGGGAUUGAUCCAGUAUGUGCUGCAUGAAGAGAACAUUCAAAAGACAGAAGAUAGUUUUCAGUUUCUGGUGAAAGACAGCAAACCCAGCAUUGUCACUGACAAUAUUUUCCAUAUUCAGUGGUCUCUUAUCUGCUUUCAACAUAUGAGCUACAACAUCAGUGAAAAGGCCGGUUCCAUAAGCAUCACUGUGAAGAGGAUAGGAAACCUCAAACAAUAUGCUAUUGUUCUGUGCCAUACAGAACAGGGAACAGCCACCUCUGGUUCAAGUUCUCAGCCAGGGGAACAGGAUUACCUUGAAUAUGCUGGCCAGGUGCAGUUUGAUGAAUGGGAAGACUUCAAAACCUGCACCAUUGUUAUCAAUGAUGAUGAUAUCUUUGAGGGUGUAGAGAGCUUCACUGUCGAGCUGAGCAUGCCAGCAUAUGCCUUGCUGGGGAACAUCACUGAAACCAAAGUCUUCAUUAGCGAUGUAGAAGAUGAGCCCACCCUGCAGUUUGACAAGAAAGUCUACCACAUCAGUGAGAGUGCUGGCAUCCUCUCCGUCCCCAUUGAAAGGAAAGGAGAUUCCGGCAGCGUUGUCUCUGCCAUAUGCUACACUGUCUCCCGCAGUGCCAAAGGCAGCAGCAUGUAUGCCCUGGAGUCCGGCUCAGACUUUAAGUCGAGGGGCAUGUCCAACGAGAACCGGGUCGUGUUGGGGCCUGGGGUCACAAUGACAGCUUGCGACGUGAAGCUGGUCGACGACAGCGAGUAUGAAGAGGAGGAGGAAUUUGAAAUUGCUCUCACUGAUGCAUCUGAGAACGCGCGCAUUGGAAGCACAGCUUCGGCUAAAGUUAUAAUCAGUGGUCCAAAUGAUGCUUCUACUGUGUCACUCGGAAGUGCAGCUUUUAGUGUUAGCGAGGAUGCAGGUAUUAUCGAAAUCCCAAUUACUAGGCACGGGUCUGAUCUCUCCAUUCCUACCUCUGUCUGGUGUGCCACUCGGACAUCAGAUCCGCCAUCUGCUACUCCAGGAUUUGAUUACAUUCCCAGCUCCAAGAAGGUUGAAUUUCGUCCAGGAAGAACUGAGGAGUACUGUACCUUGACUAUUCUGGAUGAUGCACAGUCCCCAGCGAUUGAAGGGGUAGAGACCUUUGUGGUCUAUUUGAGUUCGCCCCAAGGAGCAGAGCUGGCCAAACCUUUCCAAGCAGUGGUGGCCAUUAAUGACACCUUCCAGGAUGUACCAAACAUGAAGUUCAGUAAAGAUGUGUACUCUGUGAAAGAGAAGGACCAUGUCCUGCACGUUCCUGUUAUCCGUACCGGAGACUUAAGCUACGAAUCUUCAGUCAGAUGCCAUACACAAAGUCAGACAGCAAGAGUCAUGGAGGACUUUGAGGAAAGGAGAAAUGCUGAGGAAUCACGGCUCACAUUUUUGAAAGGGGAAAAGGUAAAGAACUGCACUAUCAUUAUUAAUGAUGACUCUGCCUUUGAACCGGAGGAGAAAUUCUGGAUAUAUCUGAGUGAACCCCAAGGAAACCACUGGAGUGGGGCUACAGUUGGAAAAAGUAAUAUGGCUACUGUAGUAAUCUCCAACGAUGAAGAUGCUCCCACCAUUGAGUUUGAAGAUGCUGCGUACCAAGUCCGUGAACCUCCUGGACCAGAAGACAUUGGUUUCUUAAAUGUCAAGGUGAUCCGGAGAGGAGAUCAAAACAGGACCUCAAAAGUUCGCUGCAGCACCCGUGAUGGUUCAGCUCAGUCUGGAAUUGAUUAUUAUCCAAAGAGUCGAGUCCUCAAGUUUAGCCCGGGUGUGGACCACGUUUUCUUUAAGGUGGAGAUCAUGUCCAAUGAAGACCGGGAGUGGCACGAAUCCUUUUCUCUGGUCUUGGGUCCAGAUGAUCCCAUUGAAGCUGUUUUGGGGGACCUCACGACCACAAUAGUUACCAUUUUGGAUCAGGAAGCAGCUGGAAGCCUCAUUUUACCAGCCCCUCCUGUUGUGGUUACGCUGUCUGAGUAUGACCACGUUGAAGAAGAAACCAAAACAGGUGCUAAGAAGUCGCCAUCCCCAGGCUACCCUCUGGUCUGCAUUACCCCUUGCGAUUCUCACUUCCCCAAGUACUCAGUUAUGAAGGAGCGCUGCAACGAGGCUGGGAUCAACCAGUCCUCCAUACAGUUCAGCUGGGAAGUGGCUACUCCCACUGAUGGAAACGGAGCCAGAUCCCCUUUCGAAACAAUUACUGACAACACCCCAUUCACCAGCGUCAAUCACAUGGUGCUGGACAGCAUUUACUUCAGCCGGCGAUUCCACAUCCGCUGCGUGACCAAAGCUGUGGAUAAAGUCGGCCACGUGGGCACUCCCCUACGGAGUAAUAUAGUCACCAUUGGGACAGACAGUGCCAUCUGCCAUACCCCUGUGGUGGCUGGUACCGUGCGAGGAUUCCAGGCUCAGUCUUUCAUCGCCACUCUGAAGUAUCUGGAUGUAAAGCAUAAGGAACACCCCAACAGAAUCCACAUCUCGGUGCAAAUUCCACACCAGGAUGGGAUGCUUCCCCUGAUUUCAACCAGACCUCUGCACAACCUGCAUUUUCUAUUGUCAGAAUCCAUUUACAGGCACCAACAUGUCUGUUCCAAUAUAGUCAGCCUCCGAGACCUUAAAGGCAUCUCAGAAGCUGGAUUUCUAGAUGAAGUGACCUAUAAUAAUAUCAUUCUGGGCCCUGGAUAUGACCGGCCAUAUCAGUUUGAUCCCAGCGUGAGAGAACCAAAGACAAUCCAGUUUUACAAACAUUUGAACCUGAAGAGCUGCAUUUGGACGUUUGACGCAUACUAUGACAUGACAGAGUUAAUUGAUGUCUGUGGGGGAUCGGUCACUGCAGACUUCCAGGUUCGAGAUUCAGCUCAGUCAUUCUUGACCGUCCAUGUCCCACUCUAUGUCUCCUACGUUUAUGUAACUGCACCCAGAGGAUGGGCCUCCCUUGAGCACCACACAGAGAUGGAGUUUUCCUUCUUCUAUGACACCGUUCUCUGGAGAACAGGUAUACAGACAGACAGUGUCCUUUCAGCCAAACUGCAGAUAAUCAGGAUCUAUAUCCGAGAUGAUGGUCGGCUGGUCAUUGAGUUCAAAACUCACGCCAAGUUCAGAGGGCACUUUGUGAUGGAACACCACACUCUGCCAAAUGCUAAGUCUUUUAUCAUGACUCCUGACCACCUGGGAGGGAUUGAAUUUGACCUACAGCUCUUAUGGAGUGGACAGACUUUUGACUCUCCUUAUCAACUCUGGAGAGCAACCAGCUCCUACAGCAGGAAAGAUUAUUCCGGAGAAUACACCAUCUCCUUAAUACCAUGUACAGUCCAACCCACACAGUCUUGGGUUGAUCCAGGAGAUAAGCCAUUACCCUGCACCGCUCACGCUCCAGAAAAGUUUUUGAUCCCGAUUGCCUUUCAGCAGACUAACCGGCCAGUUCCUGUCGUGUACUCCCUGAACACAGAGUUUCAGCUCUGCAAUAAUGAGAAAGUAUUUCUCAUGGACCCAACUAAAUCUGAAAUGUCAAUGGCCGAGAUGGACUACAAGGGAGCUUUUUCCAAGGGUCAAACCUUGUAUGGCCGGGUGAUGUGGAACCCAGAGCAAAACCUCAAUUCUGCCUACAAAUUGCAGCUGGAGAAAGUGUAUCUGUGCACGGGGAAGGAUGGCUACGUCCCGUUCUUUGAUCCGACUGGCACAAUAUAUAACGAGGGACCCCAGUAUGGCUGCAUUCAGCCUAGCAAGCACCUGAAGCACAGAUUCCUGCUGCUGGAUCGGAAUCAACCAGAAGUGACUGACAAAUAUUUCCACGACGUCCCUUUUGAUGCCUGUUUUGCAUCUGAGUUGCCAGAUUUCCACCUGGUCAGUAGCAUGCCUGGAGUGGAUGGUUUCAUCAUGAAGGUGGACGCCCUCUAUAAGGUGGAAGCUGGACACCAGUGGUAUCUUCAAGUGAUCUAUGUCAUUGGUCCUGAAACGAUUGGGGGGCCCCGGAUGCCACGCUCUGUUAUACAUCGGCUGAAGCGCAGCCGCCGGGACCUUGUAGAUCACAAGGGUGUCCCUGUUCUGGAUGACUCCUUGAUCUAUGACAAUGAAGGAGAUCAAAUCAAGAAUGGAACUAACAUGAAGUUUCUCAGCUUGGAGCAACAAGAGGCCAUAACUGUUGCCUCCCUUUCACAAACAGGGGCUUCCAUUGGCAGUGGCUUUGCAGCAAUCCUGCUUCUCUUCCUUAUACUCUUGUCCAUCUGCUUUGUAACCAGGAAGUGUCGGAAGCAUAGGAAGAAGAAGAAAGCAGCCAAAGAGGUGGCAGAGCAAUACCCUCUCAACACUAAAGCUGAGGCAGCCAAGGGCUAUGCUGAGAGGAUGGAGAAGAAUGUCAGUGGACAUUACUGCACAGUGAAGAACCUCAACCUUCUCUGUGAAAAUGAAGGCACCUACAAGGUCAGAGGGACAAAGAUCAAGCAAAUGAACUUGGAGGUGAAAGUUCAUAACAAUUUACAUGAUGGGACAGAAGUUUAAUGGCCUGCACAUUUGGGGGAGGGGGAGAAAUGUCUUUAUAUAAAUUGCAAAAAAAGGGGGGAGAAACCUUCUAUAAUUUUUUCUAAAAAAACCCCAUCCUCGUAUUUUUAUAGUCGUCUUGUGGGAAAAGGGAAGAACAAAAUCUUUGCAUUUUGUUUGCUUAAGCAAUGAUCAAGCAAGGUAUCUUUGCAUGCUUCCACUCUACAAUGGAGCUACCUCACUGAAAGCAAGAUCCCCCGAGGAGAGGAAGGACUGAAAUGCAUCUCAUAAGCCACCUUGGACUGCCACUCCACAUACCUCCAAUCUCGCUAUGGUUCCCAGACCUCUUCUGUUGUUGGCUUGUUGAAUUCUCAGUGCAGAACUGGUUGAAUAAAAACAAAGAUGCCUUUCAUGUGUCUCCUUUGGAGGUAGAAGAAGCACAGUACAGAAAUUGUGUGUGGGACAGCAAGCUGCCCCUGGAUUUCCCCUAUUCAGUUGACUGAUGAAGGAUUUGCAGUUCCAACGAUGCAUUUGUUAGACCAUUUGUACUAACUUACUUCUGUUGGUACAUUUUCACACCAGUUCCACCAGCACUUGAAUGAAAGUGAAGCCUGUUGCUGUACAGAUGGAAGGACGAAAUAAUUGCUUCUCUUUGAAAUACAAAUGCCUUGAGGACAAUGGAGUCUCUCUCAGAUUCAUGUAAUUUGGGUGAACCAAUAGAUCCAUAUAAGCAGUUGUUGAAACAAUACCAACACUGGGUUCUUGGUGUUCUCCAAGCUUGGUUGUUUUCCUGCAGAUGUUUCACUACCAGGCUAGGUAACAUCAUUAGUGCAAC